AUGGGAGAUCCAUCCAGUGCAGAUUACAAGCCCGAAUGGCUCGAGCUUGAGAAAGCUCUCGGUACCCGUCCCCUUCUCGUAGGCGAUUCAGCCAACAUCGAAGAGCAAUUCAACGGCCUAAUCGCAGCGCUGAGUGCCCAAAGACCCCCUCCCGAUACCUCAGUUCAAACACGUGAUACGUCUGCAGAUGGCGUUCCAGUUCGUAUAUACACUCCUCCAAACGCCUCCCAAAAUGGAGAACUUCCUCUAGGAGUGUAUUUUCACGGAGGUGGAUAUUGUGUUGGAAACCUGGAUUCGGAGGAUGUAUGGUGUCGAUACAUUGCAAAGAGUGUCCCUUGUGUGAUUGUAAGUGUGGACUAUAGAUUGGGUCCGAAACAUAAGGUUCCGAUUAUGUUGGAUGACAGCGUUAAGGCUUUUGAAUGGGCCCACACCCACGCCUCAUCCCUCCACGCCUCCCCAUCCCAACUCUUCACCAUCGGUGCCUCCGCCGGCGGCGGUCUCGCUCUAACCGUCGCCCACGAUCUCAUCGCCGCGGGUAAACGAUACCAAAUCAAAGGUAUCGUGGCCAUGGUCCCCGUCGCCGCACACCCAUCUUCGAUCCCCGCGUCUUACAAAAAUCACUAUAAAUCCUACGAUGAGAAUGCGCACGGCGUACCGGUCAUUGAUGCGGAUUCGAUGGAUACGUUUUUUGGAGCUGUGGGGGCGGAUCCGCAGGAUCCGCGAGUGUUUGUGACGCUUUCGAAACAUUUGGAGGAAUUUCCUCCGACUUAUAUUGCGACGUGUGGAAAAGAUCCUCUGCGGGAUGAUGGUAAGGUGUUGGAAAUGAUGUUGAAGGAUAAGGGUAUCGAGACAAAGAGCGAUUAUUAUGAGGGGGUACCGCAUUAUUUUUGGCUUUUCCCCGGCAUCAAGGGUGGAGACGAAUUUUUGGGUAAUGUCAGUAAAGGGGUGAAGUUUGUUCUGGGUAUUUAA
Molecule: messenger RNA, 969 nt
Organism: Botrytis fragariae
Lineage: Eukaryota; Fungi; Ascomycota; Leotiomycetes; Helotiales; Sclerotiniaceae
Product: putative alpha beta hydrolase fold protein
Exons: 4
Coding region: 1-969 (322 amino acids)
Molecular function (GO): hydrolase activity
Source: RefSeq, a predicted model, not a curated record